Messenger RNA from Chrysoperla carnea, 386 nucleotides. RefSeq lists its product as uncharacterized. The coding region runs from base 76 to 267 and encodes 63 amino acids. The record is from RefSeq and is a predicted model, not a curated record. The transcript is spliced from 3 exons. Lineage: Eukaryota; Metazoa; Arthropoda; Insecta; Neuroptera; Chrysopidae. Gene Ontology annotation, cellular component: membrane. Gene Ontology annotation, biological process: mitochondrial respiratory chain complex IV assembly.
UUGCAUGUGUCAAAGUCAAACAAUCAUUAAAUUAGGUUAUGUAAUAUUUACGAAAAUUUUAUAUAAUUAAUAAUAAUGGCAGUAAUUUUAAAAGGCUGGAGAUUUGCCGUAUUCUUAGGAGUAAUAGUUGGAGGUAUCGGUUUAACGUUAUAUCCAGUAGUUAUCGAUCCAAUGAUUAGUGCCGAUAAGUACAGUAAAAAAAAUUCAAGAGGAAGCAUCGAAACAAUUACGACCGCGUACACCCCCAAAUUGAACCCAUACAACUAAUUUUUAAUUAUUUAAGUAAUUUGUAAUUUAAGUAGAAUAAAUGAUUUGAUAAAUCGAAAAAUUGAGAUUUUAUGCACUCCUUUACCGCAUAUUUCAGUAAUUAUUCAAAGGAUUCUGCU